Messenger RNA from Lampris incognitus (smalleye Pacific opah), 3375 nucleotides. It is a transcript of the gene dis3l2, whose product is annotated as DIS3 like 3'-5' exoribonuclease 2. Gene Ontology annotation, cellular component: exosome (RNase complex); P-body. Gene Ontology annotation, molecular function: 3'-5'-RNA exonuclease activity; RNA binding. The transcript is spliced from 20 exons. NCBI's taxonomy places the organism in Eukaryota, Metazoa, Chordata, Actinopteri, Lampriformes, Lampridae. Bases 56 to 2566 code for a protein of 836 amino acids. The record is from RefSeq and is a predicted model, not a curated record. Gene Ontology annotation, biological process: miRNA catabolic process.
UCACAAGGAGGAUGGCGGCAGAGAUGAAACGGCAUCAUCUGUAGUUGAUGCUAGAAUGUCAAGGGCUCUGUCCCCUCAUGGCAAAGGAAAAAACCAGCAGCAAUCUCAAGCUUCCAAUGCCAAUUCUUUUGUUGAUAAGAGUAAGAAGAACAAAGGAGGCAGAGGCACAAAGAAGCAAGUCUUUGAAUCCUAUAUGACAUCUGAGGAGGUUUCCCACUGUCUAAAAAGAGGAGAACUCAUUCAGGGGCCUUUAAGAAUAAACCCCAAGAAGUACCAUGAGGCUUUCAUCCCAUCUCCUGAUGGCAAGCGGGAUAUAUUCCUUGAUGGCAUCGUAGCUCGAAAUAGAGCACUGAAUGGGGAUGUGGUAGUGGUGCAAGUCCUCCCUCAGGAACAGUGGAAGGUUGUGAGGUCAGACACUGACUAUGAGGGCACCAGUGAAUCAGAGAAACCGACAGGAAAGAUGGCCCAAGUGGAAGGGAAGAAGACCCCAGCACCACCAAAGAAGACAGAGCGACCACCAAGUCCAGAUGUUAUUGUGGAAAACCAGUUCAGUGAGCAGGAUGAGAUUGUCAGCAGAGUUGGAAAUAUCACCCUUAGUGCCUCAGAGAAUGAGGAAAGGAGUGGACCUGAGGAAGACUCCUCAACCCUAAGACCCAAUGGAGAAAUUAUUCAAAGGACUGCUAAAGUGGUGUACAUUGUUGAGCGGAAACACUCCAGAGCAGUAACUGGGUUCCUCAAAUUCCUUCCUGACAAGCCCUUUGCCAUGUUCUCCCCUGUGGACCACAGAGUGCCCCGGAUUAAUGUUCCCCUGGCUGACUGUCCCGCUGACUUCAGUUCUCGCUCAGGCGACUACUUGAACACUUUGUUCAUCUGUCGUAUCACAGACUGGCCAGCCGACAACAACUUUGCUGAAGGCCGUCUUUCCAAGUCCUUGGGCCAGGCCGGAGAGAUUGAGCCAGAGACAGAGGGCAUUCUAACAGAGUAUGAUGUGGAUUUCUCUGAGUUCUCCGAUGAGGUACUGGAUUGUCUACCUAAAAACUUGCCCUGGGCCAUCCCGCCACAGGAGAUGUGUAAGAGGAGAGACCUGAGAAAGGAAUGCAUCUUCACCAUUGAUCCUGCUACUGCCAGGGAUUUGGAUGAUGCUUUGUCCUGUAAACCACUUCCUGAUGGUAAUUUUGAGGUGGGGGUCCACAUUGCCGAUGUAAGUUACUUUGUGGAAGAAGGCAAUGCUCUGGAUACCAUGGCCAGCCGGAGAGCCACCAGUGUGUACCUGGUUCAAAAGGUUAUUCCCAUGUUGCCCAGGCUGCUGUGUGAGGAGCUGUGCAGUCUUAAUCCUCUCAGUGACAGACUUACAUUCUCUGUCAUAUGGAGGAUCACACCCCAGGGGAAGAUUCUGAGUGAAUGGUUUGGCCGCUCCGUGAUCCGCUCCUGUGUGAAGCUGAGCUAUGACCACGCCCAGAAUAUGAUUGAAGCCCCUGACAAGCUGUGCAGUGCUGGAGAGUUGCCACCCGUGGACCCUGAUCAUCCCAUUGACGAGAUCCACCAAGCUGUGCUCAACCUGCACUCCAUUGCCCAGAACCUCCGAGCUCAGCGUUACGAUGGAGGAGCCCUCAGACUAGACCAAUUGAAGCUAUCUUUCAGCUUGGACAAAGAGAGCAUGAUGCCACAAGGCUGCUAUGUCUACCAAUACAGAGACAGCAACAAGCUUGUGGAGGAGUUCAUGCUGCUAGCUAACAUAGCCACAGCCCACCAGAUCUACCGGAUCUUCCCGGAGCAGGCAUUGCUCAGACGCCACCCUCCGCCUCAGACCAAGAUGGUUGAUGAGCUGCAGGAGUUCUGCGACCAGAUGGGGCUUGACAUUGACUUUUCUUCCGCUGGAGCAUUGCAUAGGAGUCUCCAUGCCACCCUUGGUGAUGAUAAGUAUUCUGUUGCCAGGAAAGAAGUCCUCACCAACAUGUGCUCGAGACCCAUGCAGAUGGCAGUGUACUUCUGCACCAGUGUGCUGAAAGAUGAGAUCCUGUUUAAACACUACGCCCUCAACGUUCCUUUGUACACCCACUUCACUUCUCCCAUCCGACGUUACGCAGAUGUCAUUGUACACAGGCUGCUGGCCUCCUCAUUGGGUUGCGUACCCUGUAUAGGUUUGACAGGAGAGGAGGUCCAUAAGCAGGCAUUACAUUGCAAUGACAAGAAAACUGCCUCUAAGAGAGUCCAGGAGCUCAGCACAGAUUUGUUUUUUGGAGCAUUUGUCAAGGAGUGUGGUCCUCUGGACUCUGAGGCCAUGGUGAUGGGAGUGCUGGAUCAGUCCUUUGAUGUGCUGGUGCUUCGCUAUGGGGUUCAAAAACGUAUUUAUUGCAAGUCUCUGGCAGGACUGGAGACAUUCCACUAUCACAAGGUGGGUAAAAAAGGAGAGCUGACUCUAAUCUGGGCAUCAGAGGACCCAAGGAAAUCCUCAGCACAGCAGGUCAUUUCAGUCUUCAGCAUAGUGGAGGUGCAGCUAAGAUCAGAUGGUGCUGCCGUCAAAUAUAAUGCUGUGCUGAAGAGGCCUGGUGACGAGGGAUCCUAAUGAAGACUCAGAUGUGCCAUAGACUACAUUAAAAACAUUUUUUAGUUCAUUUAAAUUUAAACUGAUUGAUUUUUACCCUGGGGGACCUGUGUCUCCGCCCAGAGGGGAGAAGAAUAAAUUCCUCCAAGAGUUGGUGGUCAGAGCUGGCUAAGAUUGACUGUGCCUUCUACAAAACUUGUCUGUCAUAGAUUUUUUUUGUUUGUUUUUUAUUUUUCCUCCUUUUUUCUCCCCAAUUACAUUUGGCCAAUUACCCCACUCUUCUGAGCUGUCCUGGUCGAGAAUCUACUCUUAUUUUCAAUCCAGUAGAAGGCAGUAUUGCAACGUUUUGGAUGCAAACAGCCUCUAAAAUCCAACGAAGAAGAAUCUAAAUUAACAAUAUGUAUACUUUUUAUUUUUUUAUUUUUUUGCUACAAUGGUGACCUGUUAGACAUGUAUUAUGCACCUAAGCUUUAGCAGUGUUAAGAAGGCUUUGUUGCGCCAACAAAGCUUACUUUUUUAUUCUUUUUUGCUUUUCCCCCCUUUUUCUUCCAUUUGUACUUGGCCAAUUACCCCACUCUUCCAAGCCGUCCCGGUCGCUGCUCCACCCCCUCUAUCGAUCCAGAGAGGGCUGCAGACUACCACAUGCCUCCUCCGAUACAUGGGGAGUCACCAGCCGCUUCUUUUCACCUGACAGCACCUAAGCUUUAGCGGUGUUAAGAAGGCCUUGUUAAUCCAACAAAGUUUACUGAACUGAAUUUAGUUGUUGUUUUUUUUUUUUGCAUCCCCCCCCCCUUUUUUUUUCAGUUAUACUUGGCCAAUUACCUCACUCU